Molecule: messenger RNA, 687 nt
Organism: Gloeophyllum trabeum ATCC 11539
Lineage: Eukaryota; Fungi; Basidiomycota; Agaricomycetes; Gloeophyllales; Gloeophyllaceae
Exons: 7
Coding region: 1-687 (228 amino acids)
Molecular function (GO): oxidoreductase activity, acting on the CH-OH group of donors, NAD or NADP as acceptor
Source: RefSeq, a predicted model, not a curated record
AUGCCAGGACGUAUACCCAGGAUUCGACCUGAGUACCCGUCUGAAAGGGGUAAAUUAGUUUACAUCACCGGAGCCAGCCGCGGUGUUGGGCAGUCGGCAUUGGACGCGUACGCGCGAGCGAGUUAUCCAUCACCGCCCGUCGCCGAGCUGUAUGACGUGACAGAUGAGAAAGCGGUGGGCGACAGCGUGAAGAAGUGUAUCGAGAAGUUCGGGAGAAUCGAUAUCUUGAUCGCGAAUGCUGGGUUUGUGGAGAAGUGGAAGAAGAUCGGGGCGGUAGACCCGGACGAAUGGUGGAAGACUUGGCUGAACACUCCAAUCUCCCAGUCACUUUUUGACCAACAUAUCGAACGGCGAGUUCAGACUGUUAACAUCCGCGGUACGUCCAACGUCAUUCGCAUUGAUCACUUGGUGGUCAGUAAAGGAUCUGCUGUCCUGUUGUCAUCUUUCGGCGCGCAACUCAGGCGUGUGAGUUUAUCCAAGUCGGCGAGUCUUCCUGAUGAAGGGGUACAUCAACUUCCUGCUGACCGUCUACCGCCAGAGUACGGCUCCGAAGGUGCCAAAGUAUUCGCGGUCCACCCAGGAGCUAUCGUUACCGUGCUAGCGAAGGGUAAUCCAUCCGUUGUGCAAUUCCUCAAGGACAAGAUGGAGAUCGGCAGCCACGCGAUAGUGAGAUUGACGUGUGGGUAG